Nannospalax galili (Upper Galilee mountains blind mole rat) is the source of this 945-nucleotide messenger RNA. Its product is annotated as olfactory receptor 56A4-like. The transcript is spliced from 2 exons. NCBI's taxonomy places the organism in Eukaryota, Metazoa, Chordata, Mammalia, Rodentia, Spalacidae. Gene Ontology annotation, cellular component: membrane. Bases 1 to 945 code for a protein of 314 amino acids. Gene Ontology annotation, molecular function: olfactory receptor activity; G protein-coupled receptor activity. The record is from RefSeq and is a predicted model, not a curated record. Gene Ontology annotation, biological process: G protein-coupled receptor signaling pathway.
AUGGUGUUAUCCUUCAACAGCACCGGGACACAGGUGACAGAAUUUCUGAUGAUCUGCUUUCCAGGAAUGCAGGACACACAGCACUGGUUAUCACUCAUCCUGGCUCCUCUCCUUAUUUUGGCUCUUGGGGCCAACUUUGUGUUAUUGUUCACCAUCCUUAAUGAGACAUCUCUGCAUGAGCCCAUGUACUACCUGCUUGUCUUGCUCUCUGUGCUUGACGUCAUCCUCUGCCUCACAGUCAUUCCCAAGGUCCUGCUCAUCUUCUGGUUUGACAUGAAGCCCAUCAGCUUUGUGGGCUGCUUCCUGCAGAUGUUCAUCAUGAAUACCUUCCUUCCUAUGGAAUCCUCCACCUUUCUAGUCAUGGCCUACGAUCGCUAUGUGGCCAUCUGCCACCCUCUGCGUUACCCAUCCAUCAUCACAGAACAGUUUGUCAUUAAUGCAACCAUUUUCAUUGUCAUUCGCAAUCUUUUAGCCACGCUGCCCACUCCAGUCCUGGCUGCUAGACUCAAUUACUGCUCCAGCAAUGUGGUAGAGAACUGUAUAUGUGCCAAUAUUUCUGUAGCAAAGCUCUCCUGUGGGGAUAUCCACCUAAAUAAGUUUUAUCAGUUUGUGAGUGUUUGGUGCCUACUAGGUUCUGACCUGGUGCUCAUCCUGCUGUCUUACUGCUUUAUCCUCAGGGUUGUUAUGCAUCGGCAAUCAGGAGGUGCAGUUACUAAGGCCUUGAGUACUUGCGGUUCACAUCUCAUCCUAAUACUUUUCUUCUAUACACUGCUGCUAGUCUUCAUAUUCACAAACAAGGCAGGAAAGAAGAUACCCUCAGAGGUCCCUAUUCUUCUCAAUGUCCUGCAUCAUCUCAUCCCACCAGCCCUCAACCCCAUUGUGUAUGGAGUACGGACCCAGGAAAUCAAACAGGGGAUUAUCAAACUAUUCAAGCACCAGUUCUGA